UUUUUCUUCUUCUUUUUCUUUUUUCUUUUUUUUUUUUCCCACAACUUAAUUUAUCCAGGAUGUCUAAACAGUAUGCCAAAAAACAGGCCCUGGAAAAAACCAACAAAAACAGCAGUAUAAUUAUUUCCAGGCCUGAGAAAAACAGCAGUAACAUAUUUUCCAGGCACCUUAAGAAAAUUUACCCCAUUGGCCUACACAGAACUUGCUCACCUCUCUCACUAUCUUCUUUAUCUUUAUCCUUGUCGCAAAACUCGACCGAUUCUUCCCUUACCGAUUCUUCUUCCGCACCGCUCGAUCAGAAAAUAUCGUUGGCCCUUCGGUUGAUCACGUCCCCUCCUAUCAAACGAAGAGUGGACCCCACCGUUUCAAAAGGUUUGGAUGUUCUUGGUGAUGAAGAAGUUACUACAAGGAGGUGCAACUGGAUUACGAAGAAUAGCGAUAAAGUUUACGUGCAAUUUCACGACGAGUGCUGGGGAGUUCCGGUAUAUGAUGACAAUCAGCUGUUUGAGCUUCUUGCAAUGUGUGGAAUGCUUAUGGAUUUUAACUGGACUGAAAUCCUUAAAAGGAGACAACUUCUCAGAGAGGCUUUCGUUGGUUUCGAUCCGAACAACGUGGAAAAAAUGGGCGAAAAGGAAAUAAACGACAUCGCCUCGAACAAAGAACUAAGUCUAGCUGAAAACAGAGUUAGGUGCAUUGUGGACAAUGCUAAAUGCAUAACAAAGGUUGCAGAGGAAUAUGGAUCUUUCAGUAGCUAUUUAUGGGACAACAUGAGCUACAAACCAGUGAUAAAUAAGUUCAGGCAUCCGAGAAAUGUUCCGUUGAGAAGUCCGAAAGCGGAAGUCAUGAGCAAGGAUCUAGUGAGACGCGGGUUCCGUUUAGUGGGGCCCGUUAUCGUGUACUCGUUCAUGCAAGCGUCCGGGUUGACCAUUGACCAUCUUGUUGACUGUUUCAGGCAUGGAGAGUGUGUCAAUCUUGCAGAAAGGCCAUGGAGACAUGUUUGAUUGAUCAUAUAUAUAUUUAAUAAGAGGAUUAUUUAUAUUAUAUAAAUUUAUAUAAGUUACAUAAUGUUAUUCUAUUUUAUUUUUAUUUAUGUUUGGAUGAAUUGUUCUUCAUUUUUUUUUCUUGAAGAGGGUUUUUGCACUGGCUUUUGAUUUGUACAGACCAGUGAAUUUUUAUUUAUUUAUUUAUAUAUAUUGUUAAGGUUGUGGAUUUCAACUUUCAAUUGUCAUUAAUUAUUUAUUGUGUUUA
This is a messenger RNA of Erythranthe guttata (spotted monkey flower), 1248 nucleotides long. Its product is annotated as DNA glycosylase superfamily protein. Gene Ontology annotation, biological process: base-excision repair. NCBI's taxonomy places the organism in Eukaryota, Viridiplantae, Streptophyta, Magnoliopsida, Lamiales, Phrymaceae. Gene Ontology annotation, molecular function: DNA-3-methyladenine glycosylase activity. The record is from RefSeq and is a predicted model, not a curated record.